ACUACAGAUUUGUCUUUUGCUGUACCUAGAAAAAGGUACCUGGCUGUGCUUUCAAAGCAGAAGUUCAUCUGAUGAAGCUUUGUGAAAUGGUGCAAAGAUGAUGGGAAAGCAUGAUCAUGAAGACCUGAGUGUUGGGAAUUAACUGAAAACAGAAGUACAGCUUCCACUGCAAGUGCCAUCAUGGCCAGUCUUGUUCUUAAUGAGACUGGAAUGGAGAACUGUGGCAUUGAUGACUCUUUCAAGUACAACCUGUAUGGUGUGGUGUACAGUGUUGCAUUUGUGCUGGGUUUGGUCACCAACUGUGCUUCACUGUUUGUCUUCUGCUGUCGCAUUAAAAUCCGUAACGAGACCACGCUUUUCAUGACCAAUCUAGCUUUAUCAGACUUAGUGUUUGUUUUUACUCUUCCUUUCAAGAUCUUUUAUAACGUGAAUCGCCACUGGCCAUUUGGUGAUACAUUGUGUAAGAUCUCUGGAGGAGCCUUCAUCACCAAUAUCUAUGGCAGUAUGCUGUUCCUGACAUGCAUCAGUGUGGAUCGCUUCCUGGCUAUCGUUUACCCCUUCCGUUCACUCUCCAUCCGCACCCGUCGCAAUGCAGGUAUCGUGUGCGGUAUCAUCUGGCUGUUGAUACUUGGUGGGGGCAUGUCAGUUACAUUCUUCUCUUCCACCAACCAGUCCAAAACUAGCACCACCUGCUUCGAGGGAUUCUCCAAGAAAACAUGGAAGACGUAUUUGUCAAAGAUCACCAUCUUAAUUGAAGUGGUGGGUUUCCUUAUCCCACUGAUGAUCAACCUAGCCUGCUCUUCCAUGGUGCUAAGGACUUUACGUAGACCUGCUACACUGUGUCAGACUGGCACCAACAAGGAGCGUGUUUUACGCAUGAUUGUAGUGCAUUUGGCCAUUUUUAUCGUCUGCUUUGUACCUUACAAUUCUGUUCUGUUUAUUUAUGCCAUGGUGCGCAUUCGAGCACUUGUGAGCUGCUGGGUGGAGAGGCUUGCACGAAUCCUGUAUCCCAUAACACUUUGCAUUGCAACCUUCAACUGCUGCUUCGACCCGGUUGUCUACUACUUUACCUCUGAGUCUUUUCAGAAAUCACUGACUACAGGGAAGUGCCAGGCCAUGCAGGAAAACAUGCUGCAGAGUGAAUGCCCUGUAUCUAGCAAGGAUAAUCCUGACACACACGCAGUUGAGCUCCAUAUACUGGCCAGCAAUGGAAAAGAUCAAGCCAGUGAGACCCAGUUCUGAAAGUAAUACAUAGUUCCAGGACUACAGUCAGAAGGAUAUCUAUGAGAUUCUGGUCUCAGGAUGUAGCAUUAAAUACAAUUACUGGAAUUUGUACUCAAUGGCACACAUGCAUGGAACAUCUGUGUCUCUUUUAUGAUUUUUUUCUGUCCAUUAGUUGUGUUGUUUACUUUUAGGUUUACAGGUGAGCCAGUAAGCUAAGAGUAACUCAUCACUGCAUUUUAUCAAUGAAUAUUACCAUAGCACUUGUGUUUUUUAUCGUAUUGUAUUUUUACCCAGCCAAAGCACCGUUUGGAAGUGUUUUUUUUUUUCUCUCUCUCUCUCUCUCUCUUUCUCAAAAAUUAAUGUUAAUAUGACAUAUAAGCAUUUAAAUUAUACA
Molecule: messenger RNA, 1618 nt
Organism: Carassius carassius (crucian carp)
Lineage: Eukaryota; Metazoa; Chordata; Actinopteri; Cypriniformes; Cyprinidae
Gene: lpar4
Product: lysophosphatidic acid receptor 4
Exons: 1
Coding region: 181-1242 (353 amino acids)
Biological process (GO): phospholipase C-activating G protein-coupled receptor signaling pathway; positive regulation of Rho protein signal transduction
Cellular component (GO): membrane
Molecular function (GO): lysophosphatidic acid receptor activity
Source: RefSeq, a predicted model, not a curated record